Molecule: messenger RNA, 1543 nt
Organism: Camelina sativa (false flax)
Lineage: Eukaryota; Viridiplantae; Streptophyta; Magnoliopsida; Brassicales; Brassicaceae
Product: actin-related protein 7
Source: RefSeq, a predicted model, not a curated record
UUCUUCAUCUUGUUCGACUUUUUUCUCACUCAAAACUCGUAAGCUUCUUCUAUUUUCCUUGUAGACAGACCAUUGAUUGUAGUCGUACUAGUUCUAUUGUAGAAACUUUACCCCAGCUUAGUCUAGAUCUAGUUGAAACCCUAAUUUUGAGGAAGAUGUGUAGUUUGAUGUUGUUCUAGUAAAAACCUGGAGUCCUCUGUAAGGAUUUGAAGGAAAUCUUCGCAUUUGUGGAAAGUUAGGGUUUUUAAGGUGUGUGUGUGUGAAAACAAUGGAAGCACUUGUUGUUGAUGCUGGCUCUAAGCUUCUCAAAGCCGGAGCAGCGAUUCCUGACCAAGCUCCUGCAAUGAUAAUUCCAUCUCAAAUGAAACGAAUGGUUGAGGAUGGGUCUUCUUCAGCUGAUAACCCCACCACUGUCUUUGAAGAUGUCACUCUUGAUCCUAUUGAAAGGGGUUUAGUUAGAGAUUGGGAUGCUAUGGAGGAUCUCUUGCGUUAUGUUGUCUACACUGGUCUUGGUUGGGAAGAGGGAAACGAAGGCAAUAUACUCUUCACAGAUCCACUAUGUACUCCUAAGGCUAUUAGGGAACAACUGGUACAGUUGAUGUUUGAAACAUUCAAUGUCUCUGGUUUUUAUGCAUCAGAGCAAGCAGUGCUGUCCCUUUAUGCUGUUGGACGCAUCUCCGGUUGCACUGUUGAUAUUGGUCAUGGGAAGAUAGAUAUUGCCCCAGUUCUUGAAGGUGCUGUACAACACAUUGCCUCGAAACGGUUUGAGCUAGGUGGAACCGAACUAACGAAAUUAUUUGCCCAAGAGCUUGGAAAAUCCAACCCGACAAUGACUCUCAACAUGCCUGACAUUGAAAAACUGAAGGAGCAGUAUGCAAACUGUGUCGAGGACGAAAUUGCUUAUGCGAAAACUCAAAGCUGUGAAAUCGAGCAGCAUACUCUUCCUGAUGGACAGGUGAUAAGCAUUGGGCGAGAGAGAUACUCUGUUGGUGAAGCUCUGUUUCAGCCGUCUAUAUUGGGACUGGAGGAGCACGGAAUCGUUGAGCAGCUUGUCCGCAUUAUCUCCACAGUUUCAUCUGAGAACCAUAGGCAGCUCUUGGAGAAUACUGUACUCUGUGGUGGUACAACCUCCAUGACAGGAUUCGAAAGUAGAUUUCAGAAAGAAGUAAACUUGUGCUCGUCGGCUAUUAGACCAACACUGGUGAAACCGCCGGAAUAUAUGCCGGAGAAUUUGGGGAUGUAUUCGGCCUGGGUUGGAGGAGCCAUACUAGCUAAAGUGGUGUUUCCGCAGAAUCAGCAUGUUACUAAAGCCGAUUAUGAUGAGACUGGACCAUCGGUGGUUCACCGGAAAUGUUUCUAGAAAGCAAAGACCACACAACUUUGGUAGUUGUUGUAGCUGAGGAUUCUUUAUUUUACCUUUGCUGUGUUUUAAGGAUUUGGACCAAAUUAAGUAGUAAAACACUUUCAAGUACAAUAUAAUUUGAUUAGAUCGGUUUAUAUGUCUCUUUGUUAAAAAAAUAACGUUUGUCCUUAUGGUUCAUUA